GCGCUCCGGCGGGUCCCGCCCCGCUCCGCCCCGCGCGUCAUCCCGGCUCCCCGCCGGAUUGGGCGCCGCGGCUCCCUCGGCCGAUCCAGGAUGGCGGCGCCCAGCCGGGCCGCGAGCUGCGAGGACUUCGCCGAGUUCCAGGAGCUGCUCAGGGUGAUGAGGACAAUCGACGAUAGAAUUGUUCAUGAAUUAAACACUACGAUUCCAACAGCUUCCUUUGUGGGGAAAGUUGAUCCUGGCCAGACGUGUAAAGAGCUGUACGAGUCUUUGAUGGAUGCUCACACCAGUAGAGAAAGAAUCAUCAAAAACUGCAUCUCUCAGACUUCUGCUGUAGUGAAAACCCUCAAAGAGGAGAGGGAAAAGGCCCAUGAAGAUGCAGCAUUAUUAAAGCAGCUCCGGAAAGAGCAGACAAAGUUGAAAUUGAUGCAGUCGGAGCUCAAUGUUGAAGAAGUGGUAAACGACAGAAGCUGGAAGGUAUUUAAUGAGCGGUGCCGAAUUCACUACAAGCCUCCGAAGAGUCAAUGAUGGUGUGGGAUAUUUUCCAUCAAGGUGGUCCAUAACUGUGAGAGCCAAACUGGAAAGAGACCGUGGGUGAGCUGAAUUGGGACCCUCCAGAACCAGUAGAACCCAGUCUUGUUUUGUUUUGGACCUACUUAGCUGAAUUCUCAAGCUUGAAAUGAUUCUCCUGUAAUUAAGAGAAAACAACUCAUCUUUUGUACAAAAUAUGUGAACAAAUGAGUUUUAUAGUAUUAAAACAAUUUUCAAUCGGAAUGCAAAA
Messenger RNA from Passer domesticus (house sparrow), 778 nucleotides. It is a transcript of the gene MIX23, whose product is annotated as mitochondrial matrix import factor 23. The coding region runs from base 91 to 525 and encodes 144 amino acids. Gene Ontology annotation, cellular component: mitochondrion; mitochondrial intermembrane space. The record is from RefSeq and is a predicted model, not a curated record. NCBI's taxonomy places the organism in Eukaryota, Metazoa, Chordata, Aves, Passeriformes, Passeridae. The transcript has 5 exons.